This is a messenger RNA of Carya illinoinensis, 2269 nucleotides long. Its product is annotated as cytochrome P450 86A22-like. The coding region runs from base 324 to 1898 and encodes 524 amino acids. The record is from RefSeq and is a predicted model, not a curated record. Gene Ontology annotation, molecular function: heme binding; oxidoreductase activity, acting on paired donors, with incorporation or reduction of molecular oxygen; iron ion binding. The transcript is spliced from 2 exons. Lineage: Eukaryota; Viridiplantae; Streptophyta; Magnoliopsida; Fagales; Juglandaceae.
UAGGAAACAAAUACAAAACUUUCAACACAUGAGCUCUCGGCCUUGCUUUGCCUGUUUGUAAUUAAUGACCAUCUCUUUCACUGCACUCCUAUAAAACACUUUUUCCUCAGCCUUCUUCUCCCUCACAUAUAAUUGUAGUUCUUCCUUCAUCAACUCCUUAAUUUAUCCAGCUCCACCUCUUCCUUCCUUCACUUGCUUCCACACAUUCCAAGAAGUAACCAUUAUUUCUGGUCUUUCAAGCCAUAUUUUUAAGUGCAUUGCUUGAGGCUUUACGAUAUCGCAAGUCAAGAAAGGUGUUCUUAACGUGUCGGUCCGUCGAUCAAAUGGAGAUAUCAACGGCACUAAUGAUCUUAUCGGUUGUUUUGGCAUAUUUACUUUGGUUCAGAUUCAUCUCUCGGUCAUUGAGAGGCCCGCGUGUCUGGCCUCUACUGGGGAGCUUGCCUGGUCUCAUCCAACAUGCUAAUCGCAUGCAUGACUGGAUCGCGGACAAUCUUCGAACGUGCGGAGGCACGUACCAGACUUGCAUCUGUGCUCUUCCAUUUUUGGCUCAGAAACAGGGGCUCGUGACGGUCACUUCCGACCCUAAGAACGUGGAACACAUUCUUAAGGUCCGGUUCGAUAAUUACCCCAAGGGUCCAAACUGGCAGGCAGUGUUCCACGAUUUGCUCGGAGAUGGGAUCUUCAACUCCGACGGUGACACGUGGCUAUUCCAACGAAAGACUGCCGCACUAGAAUUCACCACUCGGACGUUGCGCCAAGCCAUGGCAAGGUGGGUGAGUCGGGCCAUUAAGUUUAGGUUCUGCCCUAUUCUCGAGAUUGCUCAGCUAGAAGGAAAGUCGGUUGAUCUUCAAGACCUCUUGCUUCGGCUCACUUUCGAUAACAUCUGUGGCUUAACUUUUGGUAAGGAUCCACAGACUCUAUCUUUGGGACUACCCGAGAAUGGCUUUGCUCUGGCUUUCGACCGAGCCACCGAAGCCACGCUGCAACGCUUUAUUGUGCCUGAGAUAGUGUGGAAACUAAGGAAAUGGCUCGGGCUCGGAAUGGAAGUCAGCUUGAGCAAAAGCUUGCAACACAUCGACCAAUACUUAACCAACAUCAUCAACACACGUAAGCUCGAGCUGCAGAGUCAGCAACAAGGUGGCAUUGGGUCCCAACACGAUGACCUGCUGUCAAGGUUCAUGAAGAAAAGGGAGUCCUACUCGGACGAAUUUCUCCAACACGUGGCUCUUAAUUUCAUCUUAGCUGGACGUGACACGUCGUCGGUCGCACUAAGCUGGUUUUUCUGGCUGGUUAGUCGGAACCCAAGAGUGGAAGAGAAAAUCCUCAUCGAAUUAUGCGCCGUCCUGAUGGAGACACGUGGCAACGACCCCUCCAAGUGGGUAGAAGAUCCCCUAGUGUUUGAAGAAGUUGACAAAUUGAUAUACCUUAAGGCAGCAUUGUCCGAGACCUUAAGGCUUUACCCAUCUGUGCCUCAGGACUCGAAGCACGUAGUUGCAGAUGACAUUUUGCCGAGUGGAGCUUUUGUACCAGCAGGCUCAUCCAUCACAUAUUCCAUAUAUGCAAUCGGGCGCAUGGAGUUCAUUUGGGGAGAAGAUUGCCUCGAGUUUAAGCCCGAGAGAUGGUUAUCCCUAGAUCAGAAGAAACUCGAGGUACAAGAUUCAUUUAAGUUUGUCGCCUUUAAUGCAGGUCCAAGGAUUUGCUUAGGGAAAGACUUGGCUUAUUUGCAAAUGAAGUCGAUUGCGGCGGCGGUGCUGUUGCGACACCGGCUAUCGGUGGUGCCAGGCCACCGUGUGGAGCAGAAGAUGUCCUUGACAUUGUUCAUGAAGUACGGGCUCAAGGUUAAUGUGCAGGCAAGGGACUUGAAACCUGUCUUGGACAAGAUUUGCAUAGGUGCGUGACAUAUGCAUGCAUGCAUGCUAGCUGCUCUCAUGAGUUAAUGGGGUUUUGGGGGAUUUGGUCAAUAGGAUGAUUCAUAUUAAAGUAAUAUAUAUCUUGGUAAUUUCAAAAUUAAUAAUAUUCCGCUCGAUCCGUAGAGGGGCGAAACAAAAAUGGCAGUAUCAUGAGGGUGUCUGUUAUGGUAAAUCAUGAUUAGCAUCUGUCAUAUUUACAAGUUCUAUCUUAUACGUGUAUUUACUUAUGUAACCUGUGGAGGAAAGAAGGUUGGUGUGUGCAGGGAGCAAUAUGAUAAAUGGAGAAGAAUAGGAAUAAUGUAAUGAAGCGGUAGAUGGCCGGAGCUGCUAUUAAUAUCAAAGAUUACAUUUCACUUCUA